Messenger RNA from Morchella sextelata, 1494 nucleotides. RefSeq lists its product as uncharacterized. The transcript is spliced from 4 exons. The coding region runs from base 1 to 1494 and encodes 497 amino acids. The record is from RefSeq and is a predicted model, not a curated record. Lineage: Eukaryota; Fungi; Ascomycota; Pezizomycetes; Pezizales; Morchellaceae.
AUGAACGUCCCACCUGUACCUGAAGGUCGCCGCCCCCCCGGUAGUCCGCCUAUAAGGGCCUACAACGCACGGGUUCUCUACUCCACUAGUCUCGAACAAGCUGAAAAGGGCUACGAGCUCUUUGUCGGUAUCCGUUCUCUUGUCCCCGGUCCUUCAGCUGCUCGCCCUCCCACCGCCGUUCCUGCAGUGGAUCGUCCUCCCACCGGUGUUCCUAUAGCGGACCGCCCUCCCACCGCUGUUCCUGCAGUUAAUCGUCUUCCCAAUGCCGUUCCUGAAUUUGUUCGCUCCCUCGGCCCAAGUCCUGAAAUCACUCGUAUCCUCGCUGCCGGUGCCGCCGCUAAGGAGAUACCCUCGUCCCAGAAAACAGAAGAUGGCAUAUCCACCACAUCAUCCAAGGCUACCGACCAUGCUAGUAACACCAAUCUAGAGCCCAAUACCGAAGAAUCGGAUGACACCUCUUCUGACACCUCCGACCAAAGCAGUCGCGGCAAACCACCGGGCCCAUUAUCAAUUCCCGGAAGCCCAGGUUAUACCUCUACCACUUGCUCAUCCAUCCCCUCCCACCUAAGCUACGUUGAACCACCGUUCUCUGAGGCCGCAAGUGACGUGCCCGACGACAUUUCAGAGUGGAGCGACAGCUCACCAGUGAAGGAAUCUCAGGCAGAGGGGGAUGAUUAUGGCUGGUCUAAUAUCUUCACCGGCACGCCGGAGGAGAGGAGGUUGCUGAUGCAGCAGCUGAAUGAUUUGUGUGAUCGGGCGGAGAGAGAAGACGCGCAGGAAUCGGAUCAUGAAAGGCUAGGCGAUUAUCAACAGACCUCUGCCGCUGAGGUCUCAGAUAUGGUUAUACGGGCCCUCUGCAGUCAGUGGAUCAGGAUCCGUAGUGGUCUUAACGGCCGCCAGGAACGAAUAAAGAGGCUUGUUGAAUACCUGCGCGAUUUCCGCACCUGCUUCGCGUGGACCGAGAAGGAAUACGCAAAACUAAAGUUCAUGAUCCAGAAAUUCGAGCUCGAGUGCGAAGACUCUCUUCUCUUCCCUCCCAAGCGUAGACGUCGACACCAGCUCACCACUCAUGGGAGUCCUGUUGGCAGUUAUGAUGCCGAUCAUGGCUUCCCUAUACAACCGCCUGCUCAACCUGCGGCCUGCCCUAAAUGCAACCGCCUAUGCCAAUUGCCCUUGGGCGCCGGCGUGGUCAAUAGAUGUCUACCAUGUGAGCUCAACCUGGACCGCCAAUCUGGUAAACCAGUAUCGCAGCGGAAUGUGACUACCCGUUAUCAGAAGUUCCGGGGGUGUCCGUAUAGCUAUCCGGAAGAGAAGGAGCGAGGAAGAAAAAAUAAGUCGCGGCUUUAUCGCAAACGUGAGAAACCAUUUUAUGAGUAUCGAGCCGCUGACAGAGAGGAGAAAAUACCGAAGAUGGAGGCACAUUUAUUCUACGGUAAAAAGAGAAAGCGGGAAGGACAAACAAAGCGUGUUGCUAAGAGGGCACGCUUGGAGUGA